CUGAGAAUCAUCUCCUUUACCCUCAUUCCCUUAUUACCGCUGGACACGGACACUGUAAUCUGGAGGUGGCUGUCCUUCUCUCACAAUGAAUGUCCUCCGCGGCUGCAAGCCCACCAGGGUGCAAGUCCGCGGGUUUGCCUGGUCUUCCAGUCUGCGAGUCGGUCCAGAAUCUCCAAGCUACGUCGAUGUGCCGCGAACGAUACAACCUUAUCUCCGUGAGAAAGAUCGCGUGAAGGGUACGCUGCCCGUACCUCGAGAGAUCUUCUCUGACCGCCGACCGGACAAGCCGUCCGAAGAGUACAUUGCUGCAGCAACACCCCUUCCUUCUAAGGAACGGAAGACCGAAUCGGAUGAUCCACACGCUGAAUACAAUGCAUGGAGGUACAAGAUGGCGGAAGUGAGGAGGAAGAAUCUGCGUGAAGGUCUACUGGAAUUGUACGAUCGGAAACAGCGAACCGACAACUCAAUAGCGAAGCGAGGUCUUGAAAAGCAGCAAAGGCGUGAUCGCGUUCUCCGACAGCCUGAAAGAGAGGAUGAGCGCUUGACUCGACCGUCAGUCGUCCAGGCCAUGCUACCACGGAAGACUCCAGUGUUGCCAGACCCAGACAGAGAAGCACGCCUUUCUCGAUCCCGGGCUGCUUUGAAAGCCAGAGCGACCAACGAAAGACUCGAACGUCAGGAUUCCUUGCACACCUUGUAUAUGAAUGCCCGCAACUUCAUCACGACUGAAGCCCAGCUCAAUGCCGAAAUAGAGAAGGUCUUCCCUGAGGGUGAAAAUGAGGCGUGGCGCAAUGAUCACCAAUACGGAGAGAAUAUUUGGAACUUGGGAAUGCCUCGCUCAGUCGGAUCAUACGCCAAUAACCCCAGACGCAGUUCGUCUGCUCGGUGGGAUAUUAUUCAGGAUAGGGUCAAGAAACUUGGGGAGGAGAUCACUGGGGGUAAGCUGUGAGGACACCCGCGAUGUUUCUGUACACUAUGCUAUAUCCAGACUCUCUUUUCUUUUCUGUUGGAAACUUUGUUUGAUUUAUGUACUUUCCUGACACUAUAAUUGUUCGUGUAUUGCUACAUCGUAUCUAGUCUUCGCAGUUCAGCCUCAGAACGGAAGUUGGGAGUCAGUGGCAGACUGUACAGUACAGCGCCGUGCAUCGCUCAGGCAACACUUUUCCUUAAUGGACUAGGAAAUGCAAAUAUACAGUAGUAAAAUACCGAUAUAAGCAACCAAUUUAGCAGGGCCCUUCAGUUGCUUAUAUCGGGUAAUUGCUUAUGCUAGGAUUCACAUAAUAUAUAUUGAUGUACUCCAUAUAAACACUCCAAAUUGU
Molecule: messenger RNA, 1319 nt
Organism: Monascus purpureus
Lineage: Eukaryota; Fungi; Ascomycota; Eurotiomycetes; Eurotiales; Aspergillaceae
Source: the annotation of a GenBank genome assembly